AUGCCUCAUGACGCCGUUAAUGAUACCAAAUGCGAUGAGAUGGAUGCCAGGAAUCCACCAAAGCCCGGAAAGGACAUGCGUUUGCGAAAACAAAUUGUCAGAGGUGUUUCAGAAAAUUUUUUUCUUUACGUAAAACAAGGCGAUUCGGUCGCAUCAUAUUGCAUCGUGCAACAAGCAGGAACCUUUGAUAUCAGUGAUGGAUUGAACGUUGUGGAAACGUCACCGCGGUCAUUCAAAAGAACUUAA
Molecule: messenger RNA, 246 nt
Organism: Acaulospora morrowiae
Lineage: Eukaryota; Fungi; Glomeromycota; Glomeromycetes; Diversisporales; Acaulosporaceae
Source: the annotation of a GenBank genome assembly